AGAAAGAUGGCGGCGGCCUGAGCCGAGGUCCGCGUACGACUUCGUGGGUGCUCAGCUGCGCUCCUCAGACCCGGCGCAUCAGAAAGCCGGGGGAGUCCCUGGCUGGUGGCAAUGACAUCCAGGCAGACUUCCCUCUGUGGUCUGGCUGCUCAUGGGCUCUGGUUCUUGGGCCUUGUGCUUCUGAUGGAUGCAUCUGCUAGACCUGCCAACCACUCAUCCACUCGGGAAAGAGCAACCAACAGGGAGGAAAAUGAAAUUAUACCACCAGACCAUUUGAAUGGGGUGAAGCUGGAAAUGGAUGGGCACCUCAACAAAGACUUCCACCAGGAGGUUUUCCUGGGAAAGGACAUGGAUGGGUUUGAGGAGGACUCAGAGCCACAGAGAAGCCGGAGGAAGCUGAUGGUCAUCUUUUCCAAGGUAGAUGUGAACAUGGACCGGAGGAUCAGCGCUAAGGAGAUGCAGCACUGGAUCAUGGAGAAAACAGCAGAGCACUUCCAGGAGGCUGUCAAGGAAAACAAACUACACUUCAGGGCUGUAGACCCUGAUGGUGAUGGCCGUGUGUCCUGGGAUGAAUAUAAAAUGAAGUUUUUGGCAAGCAAAGGCCACAGUGAGAAAGAGAUUGCUGACGCCAUCAGAAACCAUGAGGAGCUCAAAGUGGAUGAGGAGACACAGGAAGUCCUUGGGAACCUGCGAGAUCGAUGGUAUCAGGCAGACAAUCCUCCUGCAGACCUGUUGCUGACUGAGGACGAGUUCCUUUCAUUCCUUCACCCUGAGCACAGCCGUGGCAUGCUCAAGUUCAUGGUUAAGGAGAUCGUUCGGGACUUGGAUCAGGAUGGUGACAAGCAGUUGUCUCUGUCUGAGUUCAUCUCCCUGCCUGUGGGUACUGUUGAAAACCAGCAAGGACAAGACAUUGAUGACAACUGGGUGAAAGACAGGAGAAAAGAGUUUGAGGAACUGAUUGACUCCAACCAUGACGGGAUUGUGACCAUGGAGGAGCUGGAGAACUACAUGGACCCCAUGAACGAAUACAAUGCCCUCAAUGAAGCCAAACAGAUGAUCGCCAUUGCUGAUGAGAACCAGAACCAUCAUUUGGAGCCUGAGGAGAUCCUCAAGUACAGCGAGUUCUUCACUGGCAGCAAGCUAAUGGACUAUGCCCGCAAUGUGCAUGAGGAGUUCUGAGCAUGCCCCUCCACUGGGGCCAGAUCGCCAGUAUACAGUCUGACCCUUUCCACACCUCAAGGAGGCUGUGGUCCAGUGAGACCUGUGGUUGACUCGGUCUGGAUUGGGUCAGAAAUUCUAUCUACCCUGUGUCUGUGGGCUACCAUAGGCCCCUAAAAGUGCUGCCCCAGAACCUUCCUUUUUCUGCUGUGUCCAUAUGCUCUGGCUCAGCUCCUGCCACAGCAUGGCCUAGGCUUAUUAAAGAUAUGCUUAAUAGGC
This is a messenger RNA of Psammomys obesus (fat sand rat), 1437 nucleotides long. It is a transcript of the gene Sdf4, whose product is annotated as stromal cell derived factor 4. The transcript has 7 exons. The record is from RefSeq and is a predicted model, not a curated record. Gene Ontology annotation, cellular component: endoplasmic reticulum. Gene Ontology annotation, molecular function: calcium ion binding. The coding region runs from base 112 to 1179 and encodes 355 amino acids. NCBI's taxonomy places the organism in Eukaryota, Metazoa, Chordata, Mammalia, Rodentia, Muridae. Gene Ontology annotation, biological process: calcium-ion regulated exocytosis.